AUGUCACCUCUCGAACAACUCGAUAUCAAGGUUCUCCCGCUGAAUACACCGCUGCUAUUGAUGACUACCGAAGGCGUCCUGCUUAAAGACGGUCCUGUGUUUCCACUGAUGGAGCUUCAGCAAGCACAAGGGGGAGUGGUGGAGAUUCGCAGGGCCGGCGGCCCCAACGUUUUGACAACUACCCGUUUCAGCGACGAGUAUGCCUCUGCUACGUUCGCGCCGUUCACAACUCCAAAUGGAUUGCUGAACUACAACAAGAACGACGGUCUGGUUACUAUCCACAGCGCCGACGACAAGACCAAGUGGUUGGUUCUGAAUGCGUAUCGACACUGCGUAUUCGGCAGCGCGGACGAUGCGCUCAAGUUCAAGAUGAAGCUGUCUCCAAAAGGUCGACUGCUGCUGGUGGAGCAUUCGCAGUCGUGGCUGCUGUUCACUCCGCAUACUCUCGCUUCAAGUCUUACACCAUCGGCAUUGCAGAAGCCGAAACAUUCGCCUGAUGCGCGCCGUCAGAUGAUCAUGGAGCUGGCGCUGGCUAGAGAUUCAAGCAGCGAGUUUGGUGCGGCGUUGAAGCUACUGUAUGGAUCUACUCUUCCAGCCAACACUGCUAAUGCGACGGACGCGAUGCGGGUCGAGCGUUUACAGCAAAUACUGGAGCUUUUGUGUGGAAAUGUGCCGACGCAGACGAAUGGCGACUUUCUGAGGAUGAUGUACGGGACGUCUGCUCCACUAUAA
Phytophthora sojae is the source of this 732-nucleotide messenger RNA. RefSeq lists its product as hypothetical. The record is from RefSeq and is a predicted model, not a curated record. The transcript is spliced from 3 exons. Lineage: Eukaryota; Oomycota; Peronosporomycetes; Peronosporales; Peronosporaceae. Bases 1 to 732 code for a protein of 243 amino acids.